AAAACUAAACAAAGCUUAUUCACCAUUCUCUCUCUCUCUCUCUCUUUCAUUCUCUCAUUUUUUAAUCUCUAAACCCACCAAAACAUAAAACAAUGCCUGAGGCACCAAAGAUCGAAGCUUUGGAGGUUUCUGAUCAGACUCUCGCGGAGAAGAACAAGAACAGACUCCAGUUCAUCGAGGAAGUGACCUCUAACGCUGACGAUGUCCAGAGAAGGGUUCUUGAGGAAAUCCUCUCACGCAAUGCUGACGUGGAGUACCUCAAACGUCACGGGCUCCAGGGACGAACCGACCGCAAGACUUUCAAACACGUCAUGCCUGUCGUAACCUACGAAGAUAUUCAGCCUGAGAUCAAUAGAAUCGCUAAUGGCGAUAAGUCACAAAUCCUCUGUUCUACCCCCAUCUCUGAGUUCCUCACCAGUUCUGGAACAUCUGGUGGAGAGAGGAAACUGAUGCCAACAAUAGAAGAGGAGCUGGACAGAAGAUCACUUCUCUACAGUCUCCUGAUGCCAGUGAUGAGCCAGUUUGUUCCCGGUCUUGACAAAGGCAAAGGAAUGUACUUUCUGUUCAUCAAAUCCGAAUCCAAGACACCAGGUGGUCUCCCUGCACGUCCUGUCUUGACCAGUUACUACAAAUCCUCCCACUUCAAAAACAGACCAUAUGACCCUUACACCAACUACACAAGCCCUAACCAAACCAUCCUUUGUCCUGAUUCAUACCAAAGCAUGUACUCUCAAAUGCUAUGUGGUUUAUGCCAACACAAAGAAGUGCUCCGUGUUGGCGCUGUCUUUGCCUCUGGUUUCAUCAGAGCCAUCAAGUUUCUUGAGAAACAUUGGCCUGAACUAACCCGUGAUAUAAGAACCGGUACACUCAGUUCUGAGAUAACCGAUCUUUUGGUCCGUGAGGCGGUCGGGGAGAUUCUUAAACCGGAUCCAAAGCUUGCGGAUUUUAUCGAAUCCGAAUGCAAGAAGAACUCUUGGCAAGGGAUCAUCACUAGGCUUUGGCCAAACACAAAGUAUGUGGAUGUGAUUGUGACCGGGACAAUGUCACAGUAUAUUCCAACUUUGGAUUAUUACAGCAACGGUUUGCCUCUUGUUUGCACAAUGUAUGCUUCUUCGGAGUGUUACUUUGGUGUGAACCUCAGGCCACUAUGCAAACCAAGCGAGGUCUCUUACACUCUCAUACCGACCAUGGCCUACUUCGAGUUCUUGCCUGUUCAUAGGAACAAUGGGUUCACUAGCUCAAUCAGUCUUCCAAAAGCACUCACUGAGAACGAACAGCAAGAGCUUGUUGAUCUUGUUGACGUUAAGCUUGGUCAGGAGUACGAGCUUGUCGUCACCACCUAUGCCGGUCUGUACAGAUACAGAGUGGGUGAUGUCCUAAGAGUGGCUGGUUUCAAGAACAAUGCACCACAAUUCAGCUUCAUAUGCCGCAAGAACGUGGUCCUAAGCAUUGAUUCAGACAAAACCGACGAGGUGGAGCUUCAAAACGCAGUUAAAAACGCGGUAACACACCUUGUUCCUUUUGAUGCCUCACUCUCUGAGUACACUAGCUAUGCAGACACAUCCUCCAUCCCAGGCCACUAUGUCUUGUUCUGGGAGCUCUACUUGAACGGUAACACGCCGGUUCCUCCCUCGGUCUACGAGGAUUGUUGUUUAACCAUAGAGGAAUCGUUUAACAGUGUGUAUAGACAAGGAAGGGUUAGUGACAAGUCCAUUGGACCCUUGGAGAUCAAGGUAGUUGAGUCAGGGACUUUUGAUAAGCUCAUGGAUUACGCGAUAAGCCUUGGGGCAUCGAUCAAUCAGUACAAGACACCGAGGUGUGUGAAGUUUGCUCCCAUCAUUGAGCUUUUAAACUCUAGGGUUGUUAAGUCUUACUUCAGCCCCAAGUGUCCAAAAUGGACCCCUGGUCACAAGCAAUGGGGAAGUAACUAAAGAGAAAACUAUGAGGAGAAAGAGAGACUCUCUCUAUGUGAUAAAAAGUUUCUAGUCCCAUUUGAACUGUUUCGUAGUCAGAUGAGUAUCGACAAAAGUGGUUAAUCAUUAUGUCCGUCUGUCUGUCUGUCUAAUUUUUAUCUUAAUCUAAUUUUUGCUUUGCUGUGUU
Molecule: messenger RNA, 2100 nt
Organism: Brassica oleracea var. oleracea
Lineage: Eukaryota; Viridiplantae; Streptophyta; Magnoliopsida; Brassicales; Brassicaceae
Product: indole-3-acetic acid-amido synthetase GH3.6
Exons: 3
Coding region: 93-1931 (612 amino acids)
Cellular component (GO): cytoplasm
Molecular function (GO): indole-3-acetic acid amido synthetase activity
Source: RefSeq, a predicted model, not a curated record